Molecule: messenger RNA, 1439 nt
Organism: Mytilus trossulus (common blue mussel)
Lineage: Eukaryota; Metazoa; Mollusca; Bivalvia; Mytilida; Mytilidae
Product: probable G-protein coupled receptor Mth-like 4
Exons: 1
Coding region: 75-1208 (377 amino acids)
Biological process (GO): cell surface receptor signaling pathway; G protein-coupled receptor signaling pathway
Cellular component (GO): membrane
Molecular function (GO): G protein-coupled receptor activity
Source: RefSeq, a predicted model, not a curated record
AUGAUGAUUUUGAACAGCCAUUUCUUUUUAAACAUGAUGUGAAAGCGUUUCAAUUACCUUCUUUAGUUUCAAAAAUGAAUUUUACCGAUAAAUGUUACAUUAACGAAACAUUUCGUUCAUACCCUGGACAUUCAUACGUUCAUGCACGCGUGAAUCAAUUUUUGGUUUGUGAACAAAUCGAAUUGAACGAAGAUGAAUUCAGUGUAAACUUGAAAGAUUUAAAAUUAACAAUUUUUUCACGAAAUACUGACAUUGAACAAGAUGAUUAUAUGGUGAUGUCAACUCGAAAAGCAAGAUUAUGCGUAAACCGUUUGCAGACUUUGAAUAUACAAAAGGAUUCCUACAAUUCUGCAGUUGUAUGGAACACAGUGGCAUUGGUGUUCACUUGCAUAUCUCUUGUUUGUUUAGUUUUAACGUUUUUCACUUACUGCUUUUUAUCGAGUUUGAGAACCCUUCCAGGAAAAAAUAAUAUGUGUUUAGUAUUUGCAAUGUUCUGUGGGCAGUUCGUUUUUCAGUUUGUAGAAUUAGGUGCAAAAUCUGAUAUCGGAUGUAAAGUUAUCGGUGUUUUAAUACAUUAUUUUUGGUUGGUUACGUUUGGUUGUCUCAAUGUAUGUUCUUUUCAUAUGUUCUUCGUUUUUACAAGCAAAACAGGCAUUCAUAUAUCCGAAACUUCUAGACUGGCAGUUUAUAUAUUAUAUUCUUAUGGGAUACCAGCAAUAGUUGUAGUAUUAAAUAUUAUUAUAACCAGAAGUCUGUCUAGCGUUACAUUGAUUGGCUACGGAGGUCACGUUUGUUUUUUGAGCGAACAAGUCGCAUUCUAUGUUACUUUCCUCAUUCCAAUAAGUCUAGUUUGCUUUUCAAAUAUUUUCUUCUACAUUGGGACUGCUUUCAAAAUAGCACGACGACCAAAAUUGAAAAAUGAUUCACAAAUGAGUCUAAAUCGAAUUCAAUUUAGCGUGUACGUGAAAUUAUUUUCUAUAACGGGAAUAUCUUGGAUUUUUCAAAUUAUUGAUUCUUUCAUACCCUUUUCAGCCUUUUCGACAAUAGUUUCUCUUUUGAACGCUUUACAGGGUGUGUUUAUAUUUAUUUCGUAUGUCUGUAAUAGACGUGUAUUAAAUCUCUAUAAGCAAACUAGAAUGUCUCUAAGCGAAAACAGUAAUUCAAAAACAAGCAGACAUACAACAUCCACCGAACUGAGUGGAAAGUAGGUAUAUAAAAUAAACCGAAAAAGAUACAUACCAGCCUCUUUGUUGUGUAGACAUUAUUUAUAUAACCUGAGGAAACAGUGAAAUCUAGGCAUACAAUAUCCACCGAACUGAAUGGAAUUUAGAACUAUUUUUGGAUACAUCAGCCUCUUUGUUGAUUGGAGAUUAGACAUAUAAUCCGUGGAAACAGUGACGUUUAGGCCUACAGUAUUCAACGAACUGAGUUGAAUUGAA